This is a messenger RNA of Pelagomonas calceolata, 700 nucleotides long. The record is from the annotation of a GenBank genome assembly. NCBI's taxonomy places the organism in Eukaryota, Pelagophyceae, Pelagomonadales, Pelagomonadaceae.
CAAGCAGGCAGCCCAAGCAACCCCGCCGCAAUCGCUGCAGAGGGGCUUAGCUAUCACUUGGCUGUUUCGCGGCAACUCUUGAGAACCCAUUCUUGCAAAGCAUUGAGCUUUCCACGACGCCUACGUCUUAGGAAGCGCAAAACCAAAGACUGCUCUCACAAUGGUGCCAGUGCUGGUGCGAAGUGCGCGACGCGCUGUCGCCGCGAGACGUCUUCUCUCGUCGCCGCCGAAGAUGGUCUCGCGCUUCGUGUUAUUCUACGACUACACUCCGUCUCGCGCUGCGUAGAAAUUGCAACGCGCUACACGCCAUCGACGCGAUGUUGGCCCCGUGAUUGCGUCUGCUCGAUGGCGUGGGAGUCACUGGUUGAUAUCCGCACAGGGACGUGCUCGAGAAGCGCGACCCGUACAGAGCGGGCCACCUCGGUCUCAUCAAGGAGUUUGCGGCCGAGGGCCGCGUCCUGUCCGCGGGUGCGUUCACUGAUCCCGUCGACGGCGCCAUGUUUGUUUUCACCGACCGCGAGGCCGCGGACGAGUUCAAAGCGAAAGACCCGUACGGCCCGCACGUCGUCGCCGGCUCGCACGUGCGCGAGUGGACGACGGUCGACUUAGACUAGUGUGUAGUAAAAUCAAUUAAGAUUGAAACUUGCCGGAACUACGGGGUGCGAACGAAAAGAUGGGGUCGAUGAAUUGGAAGUGGUGG